AGCACGUGACUAUAAAACGGACUCGAGCUCGCGCUUCUACUGGAAUCCGCUCGUCGACUUCAAAAAGCCACACAAGAAUAAAAGAGCGUGCCAGGCGACGGCGGUGUUACGUCGUGGGUCAAUGCUCAUCAUCACAAAGAGGGUUCAAAGUGCAGUACAGCGCUUGGUGGGCGGAUCAAAAAGGGCAAAUUUGCUGUCUCCGUCCUCUUCCUGCGGUUUCUUUGUCACCCUUGGCUGCGCUCCUGCGAGUAUCAAGGCUCACGGCGCCUCAAGAACUCAAGGACCGGAGCCAAGGCGCUGCCCAAGCAUAUAUUCGCACCAGGAAAGCUGCUGGCCGUUGUUGGCGUCUUACUCUAGCGCGCGUGCGUGCCAGAACUCCAGUUGUCAAGAAAUGGCCGAUCAUGAGGUGGCCGGCAAAAUUAUUCUGGACGAGGUCGAGGAGACACUCAAGAAGCUCUUGCUAGAUGUUGCCGAGUUCAUCGAGAAAAACCCACUGCCCUCCGAGGCUGAGACGUCCGCAGUGCUUUUGCCGGACGAGCUCAAAAAGGCACCGUUGGAGCUUCGUUUUGCAGGCGGUUGGGUACGCGACAAACUUCUCGGUACGCCCAGCCACGACAUCGAUGUAGCCAUCAACAAAAUGACCGGUGAGCAGUUCGGGGAACGUCUGAAGGAGUACCUCGACGUGCCGGGAAAUGCUGAAAGAUACGGCCUUGGGGAUGCAAAAAAGAAAGCCGGCAGCCUGACCAAGAUCGAGAAGAACCCGGAGGCCUCCAAGAACCUUGAGACUGUGACAACCAAGAUCCUAGGUCUUGAUGUCGAUUUCGUCAAUCUUCGAAAGGAGACGUAUACGGAAGAAAGCAGAAAUCCCGUGGUCGAGUUCGGCACGCCUGAGGAGGAUGCCCUACGCCGUGACGCAACUAUUAACGCGUUAUUCUACAACAUCACCACAGGACAGCUGGAGGAUUUAACGGGAAGAGGCCUCAGCGACAUGAAGAACAAAAUUAUUCGCACACCCCUAGAGCCAUACACCACGUUCAAAGACGAUCCCCUUCGCGUGCUUAGACUGAUCCGGUUUGCAAGCCGGCUCGGGUACGAAAUCGACGCCGAGACGAAGAAAUUCAUGGGCAACGAGGACAUAAGGAAAUUCUUCCUUGCCAAGAUUACCAAGGAGCGCGUAUGGACCGAAUUUGAAAAGAUGCUCAAGGGCCCCGAUCCAAGGAGAGCGCUGUCCAUUAUCCACGAACUUGAUCUGUAUCGCACAAUUUUUAUUGACCCCGCGAAUCCAAAGCUCUAUGAACCCGACACGAAGAACUGGGCGGAAGCAUACAAUACAUGGCAUGACCUCCUAGACGAUGGCAAUGAGCUUGCCUCAACCCUUGUGAAAAGCAAAGACGAGUGCUUCUUAUCUUGGUUUCUUGCUUCCAUGAUUCCCUGGGCUGAUGCGCCAGAGCCGACCCCUCUAAAAUCCGGCAAAAUCCCACCUCCUCUAGCUACCCAGGUCGCGGUCGCCGCAUUCAAGCCGCCAAACCAUGUUCUGAACGUGCUGACACCAAGCAUAGCGCAUCUGCUCGCGAUCCGUGAGAUCAAAGAUCGACGAGAAAAGGCACGGGAUUCGCUGGGCAUGGCAAUCAGACGCUGGGGUGCUAGCUGGCGAUCGCAGGUCAUAUUUGCAAUGCUUUAUGAGAUCUACACGGAGCCUGGCAAGAAGGCAGACAUUCUCGCACAUUACUCUGAAUUCAUGGCACAUAUCACAUCCCUUGGCAUACUAGAUGCCCACCUUUUCAAGCCCCUCGUUGAUGGAACUGCCCUUGCUAAGGCUCUGAACGCCAAACCAGGACCCUGGAUGAAGGCCGCGCUUGACGUCGUCAUGGCCUGGCAGCUCCGUAAUCCAGACAUCACCGACCCGGCCGCGGCUAUCGAAGAAGUAAAGUUGUCCGAUGUCGUAGACACUUCGACGUUGGCCCCGCCGGCCAAGAAGCAAAAGAAGGGUGAGCUGACCUCCGCCCUUGUGUCACAUCUGUUGCGGGAGACGCUAAAACCUCUUUUCUCUCACAAGGCCAAUCCUGAACUCACUUCAACGGGACGCAGACGCAUCGGGAACACCGCAAAGGCGGUUCGCAAUUACGAAGUGGAAUUUGGAGAUGACGCGAAAUCGCCGUGGAAGGUCACCCACAAUUCGUGGGCGUUGGAUAUCCUAUUGUGGUGUUGCCGUGCUGUAGAUGCGAAGACGCUGGAGUCCGAAUGGGGCUUCAUCAUUCCGCCGCUGCUGGCAAUUCUAGAUGACAUAGAUGCGAGGGCAAGGGCUCGUGGCUGUGAGAUGCUCACUGCUCUGCUGGCUAACUGUCCUCCUGAGCUUCUAAAGCGUACGGGACUUGCGCCAUUAUUCGAAGAGUCGCUAUAUGCAUCCGUCACCUUUCUGCCAUCGUUAACUCCUGAAGAAGAGUCGGUUGUGCUGCUUGAUAAAGCGUUACCCGCCCUGUUAGUUUUGGCGGAGAAAUCAAAUUCAUCAUAUGACACAAGUAAGCCAGCACAGGGUUCAGCGCGACAGAAGAGUCUCGACGGCGUGCUUCGUAAGGGGAUCCUUCAGCCGUACUCGCAUGCUGGUGAACAUGUUCGCAUCGCCGAAAUUCUGCUCCGACAGCUUCCACCAAUUCUGCAGGCCUUGGGGAUAGACUCCGUCAAACACCUCAAGGAUCUUGUUCCGCUACUCUCGUCCAUCAUGUCGGAUCCGCUCGGUCUGGCCUACCCGUCGCUGCUCCAUGAAGGCGCAAAAGCGAUGCAAACGACGAUUGCCAACGCCUGGCCUAGAAUUACGGAAUGGAGAGGGGAUGUGCUGAAGGGUAUUUGCCUGUUGUGGAUCAGGCUAGAGGAGGAAGGUCAAGACAUCGAUCAGAGCAUCGCUGCAGACAUACGCAAGGAGCUUCGGGCUGUGGCGGACAUGCUGGCGAAGGUGAUGGAUACAAGGGACGCUGCGAGAGAGACGUGGACGCGAGAAAGAGACGAGCUCGUCGCUGCCGACGGACGCCUGCAGGAAUUGCUUGUCUAAGGCGCGCUCGACAUCUAUGAUGGACUACCUUUUUGACUUUUUACUUUGGAUAUGAACACGCCGCUUCUACCU
Molecule: messenger RNA, 3118 nt
Organism: Verruconis gallopava
Lineage: Eukaryota; Fungi; Ascomycota; Dothideomycetes; Venturiales; Sympoventuriaceae
Exons: 2
Coding region: 122-3046 (974 amino acids)
Biological process (GO): tRNA 3'-terminal CCA addition
Molecular function (GO): ATP:3'-cytidine-cytidine-tRNA adenylyltransferase activity; RNA binding
Source: RefSeq, a predicted model, not a curated record